Asparagus officinalis (garden asparagus) is the source of this 2301-nucleotide messenger RNA. RefSeq lists its product as uncharacterized. NCBI's taxonomy places the organism in Eukaryota, Viridiplantae, Streptophyta, Magnoliopsida, Asparagales, Asparagaceae. The record is from RefSeq and is a predicted model, not a curated record. Gene Ontology annotation, molecular function: oxidoreductase activity, acting on the CH-OH group of donors, NAD or NADP as acceptor.
UUGAGCAGCCUAAUAACAAUUUUCAUGAUUUGACUGGACUAAUUUCAAAAUGGUGACGCGAUCAAUGACCCAAACCACCACAACCGCGUCCCUCUAUAUAAACCCACGUUCACUGCUCAUCCAACGCCAGCGAAUUAAUCUCGAUAUAAACCCUUUAUAGAAUUUUCGAGAGAUCGAGAGAGAGAGAGAGAGAGAGAGGAUGAGCGGAAACGGGAAGGUUGUGUGCGUGACAGGAGCAUCAGGGUACGUAGCAUCGUGGCUGGUGAAGAUCCUCCUCGGUCAGGGUUACACCGUCAAGGCCUCUGUCAGAGACCCCGCCGAUCCAAAGAAAACAGAGCACUUGCGUGCACUGGAUGGAGCCGACGAGAGACUGCGUUUGAUUAGAGCAGACUUAUUGGAAGAAGGCUCUUUCGAUUCUGUGGUUGACGGGUGUGAAGGCGUCUUUCACACUGCGUCCCCAUUCUUUGAUGUGCUCACAAAUCCAGAGGACGAGUUAAUUGAGCCGGCAGUGAAGGGAACCCUUAACGUUUUGGGUUCCUGCUUCAAGACUCCAUCUGUGAAAAGGGUUGUCGUAACCUCAUCGGUCGUUGCCUGUUUAUUACCCGAUGUGGUAGCCGACGAGACAUGGUUUUCUAGUUCUGAGUUUUGCAAGGAAGCAAAGUUAUGGUAUAUGCUGUCGAAGACCUUGGCAGAGGAGGCUGCUUGGAAGUUUGCGGAAGAAAAUUCGAUAGAUAUGGUUACUAUAAACCCUGCCAUGGUUAUAGGUCCACUUCUUCAGCCAACCCUUAACACAAGUUCUGGUCUAAUCUUGAGCCUGAUAAAUGGAGCACCGACAUACCCCAACUCAACCUUUUGUUGGGUAAAUGUCCAGGAUGUUGCCAAGGCUCAUAUCCUAGCCUAUGAAGUUCCUACAGCAAGUGGAAGAUAUUGUUUAGCUGAAAGUGUCGCUCACUGUUCAGAGAUUGUGAAGAUUUUGCAAGAACUGUAUCCUUCUCUUCAGCUCCCUCAAAAGUGCGCUGAUGACAAGCCCUUCAUGCCAACAUACCAAGUUUCCAAAGAGAAGGCCAAGAGCCUCGGUAUCGACUUCAUCCCUCUUAAAACAAGCCUCAAGGAGACUGUGGAAAGCUUAAAGGAAAAGGGGUUUGUGACCAGAGAGAGAGAGAGGAUGAGCGGAAUCGGGAAGGUGGUGUGCGUGACAGGAGCGUCAGGGUACGUAGCAUCAUGGCUGGUGAAGCUCCUCCUCGGUCAGGGUUACACCGUCAAGGCCUCUGUUAGAGACCCCGCUGAUCCAAAGAAAACGGAACACCUUCGUGCACUGGAUGGAGCCAGUGAGAGAUUGCAUUUGGUUAAAGCAAACUUAUUGGAAGAAGGCUCUUUCGACUCUGUGGUUGAUGGGUGUGAAGGUGUCUUUCAUACUGCAUCUCCAUUCUUUGAUGCGGUCGCUGAUCCAGAGGCCGAGCUAAUUGAGCCUGCAGUGAAGGGAACCCUUAACGUUUUGGGUUCCUGCAUCAAAACUCCAUCUGUGAAAAGGGUUGUCGUAACAUCAUCUGUGGCUGCUGUUUUAUUUAAUGGAAAUCCACUGACGCCUGAUGUCGUAGCUGAUGAGACAUGGUAUUCGAGUUCUGAAUUUUGCAGGCAGGCAAAGUUGUGGUAUGUGCUUUCGAAGACCUUGGCGGAGGAGGCUGCUUGGAAGUUUGCGAAGGAAAAUUCGAUAGAUAUGGUUACAAUAAACCCAGCAAUGGUUAUAGGUCCUCUUCUUCAGCCAACCCUCAACACAAGUUCCGCUACAAUCUUGAACCUCAUAAAUGGAGUAUCGACAUACCCCAAUUCAACCUUUUGUUGGGUAAACGUCCAGGAUGUUGCCAAGGCUCAUAUCCUAGCGUAUGAAGUUCCUUCGGCAAAUGGGAGAUAUUGUUUAGCUGAAAGUGUUGCUCACUAUUCAGAGAUUGUGAAGAUUUUGCACGAACUGUACCCUUCUCUGCAUCUCCCCCAGAAGUGUGCUGAUGAUCAGCCCUUCAUGCCAACAUACCAAGUUUCCAAAGAGAAGACCAAGGGACUCGGUAUCGACUACAUUUCUAUGAAAACAAGCCUCAAGGAGACUGUCGAAAGCUUGAAGGAGAAGGGGUUUGUGAGCUUUUGAGAGGGAAAGUUCUAGCUUUUGUUAGAAAAAUAAGAUUCAUAUAGAAAUAUAUUUGUUCGGAAUUUCAAUAUAGAUUGUUGCUUAAAUUAGUACACAAAAGACUAGAGUCGUCCUUGAACUUUUCGACAUACUGAUGAAUGAUAUUGUGAUUCUUUAGUUGA